Molecule: messenger RNA, 4442 nt
Organism: Eruca vesicaria subsp. sativa (arugula)
Lineage: Eukaryota; Viridiplantae; Streptophyta; Magnoliopsida; Brassicales; Brassicaceae
Source: the annotation of a GenBank genome assembly
GGGUACACCACAAAUUAGAAAAAAACCCUAGUUCCCCCAAAUUUUUUACCGAUUCCGUCUCCUCGCACCAAGUUCCCGAUAUUACUUACGCGGAAAGGCUCGUCGAAAACCCUAGAUUCAUUCGAUCUCGUCUUUUCUCCCCCGCUUAUGGCGAGCGCGGCACGAGGAGAGAGCAGCAACCCGUACGGCGGCGGAUUAGGAACCGGCGGAAAGUUCCGUAAGCCGACGGCUCGGAGGUCUCAAAAGACUCCUUAUGAACGGCCACCGACCUCCGUGAGAGGGUCUGGAGUUGGAGGGAGGGAAGAUAGAGGAGGAGGAGGAGGCGGCGGGUGGUUGUCUAAAUUGGUGGAUCCGGCUCAGAGGCUUAUUACUUAUAGCGCUCAUAAGCUUUUCGCUUCUGUGUUUCGGAAACGGCUUGGCUCUGGUGAAUCGCCCUUACAGUCUCCGGAGCAGCAGCGGAUUCCAGAAAGAGAUGUGAUUCAGGAGACUAGAGUUGGACGCGUGGAGAGUACGCCUGCUUUGUCUGUGAAAAGUGAUGUGGUUCGGAUCCAAGAAGCCAAUGCAUUAGGCAAUCCAGGGAAAGGCAAGGAUGGAUUUACGGAUCUUGAGAAUAUUUUGAAGGAGAAAACUUUUACAAGGUCUGAAGUUGACCGAUUAACUGCACUGCUCCGUUCGAAAGCUGAUGUUUCAUCCACUGUAAACGGGGAUCAAAGAAAUGAUGCGAGUAAUUUGCCAAAUCCACAAACACAUGAGAGGGAUAGUGCACAUCCAGAUAAUGGAACUAUGAACGCCCUUGUUUCAACACCUCUUGGAAGUUCGAGGGCUCUCGAGGAGCGCAUUGCUUCUCCAGCACAGCUUGCACAAGCCUACAUGGGUAGCAGACCUUCAGAAGUUACUCCUUCUAUGCUGGGGUUGCGUGGCCAAGCGGUUAGGGAAGAUUCUGUUUUCCUGAACAGAACCCCUUUUCCGUCAAAGUCGCCUACAAUGUCACUGGUGCCAAAGCUUUCUGGACAAAGACCUCAGGAAAAUGGUUUUGUCACCCCUAGAACUCGGGGAAGAUCUGCUGUUUACAGCAUGGCCAGAACACCAUACUCUAGGCCUCAGUCCACUCCGAAGAUUGGGUCUCCUUUCCGGUCAUCUCCAAGCACAUGGGAAGAAAGCUUAUCUUCUGGUUCUAGACAUGGGUUUCAAUCGGGUCUCAAACGGAGGAGUUCAGUCUUAGAUAAUGAUAUAGGAUCUGUGGGGCCUGUAAGGAGGAUUCGCCAGAAAUCUAACCUUUCUUCUAGAAGCUUGGCGUUGCCUGCCUCAGAAACCCCACUUUCUGUUCGUGCCAAUGGUGGACAAAACAUUACACAUACAUCUAAAGAUAGUGCAGAGGAUAUUCCUGGUUCAAGUUUUAAUCGUGUCCCUUCUGCAUCCAAGGAGGCGGCUUUGAAAAUCUUCGAGCAACUUGAUAGAAUGGAUUCCACAAAGGAGAAAUCCCCGAGCAAGUUGUCAUCGUCUAUGCUACGAGGCCCGGCUCUCAAGAGCCUUCAGAAUGUGGAGCCGCUGAAGUUCUUGGAUAAUAUUCCUGAGAAGAAGGCAAAUUCGCCAGUCUCUAGUCAUCAAAAGCAGGAAAAAUCUGGAGGGAGUGGCUCCAGGGAGGUUUUAGCUCUAAGUGGGAAGACUGGUAGUGCUGCUCAUGACACUAACAAAGCAAGUUCCAGUAAAGAUCAGGAGACUCGUGUUAAAGGCGGUUAUUUGCCUCUCACGAGUUCUUUGGAAGAGCAGCCUCCAAAAAAACGAGCAUUUCGGAUGAUAGCCGAUGAGGAGUUGGAGGAUGAUCAUGUUGCAGCACCUACUCCAUUUGAAGAGGCAGAAAAACAGAAUGUCGGAAAAGUGGAGAAAAGUGUUAGUUUCAGCGUGCCUAAAGGGGAGACACUAUUUACUUCAUCUGCGACCAUGGCCUCUACGUCAUAUACUCCUAAUGGUGACGCCUCUCAGAGUACUUCUAAUGGAUCUCCUGAAACUGGAAAGAGCCAGUUUUCUACUUUACCAAUGGAAUCUGUUAAGCAAAGUAAUAUGCCCUCUGAGCCAACUUCAAAGGUCAUCCAAGGGAAUGAGAAAUCAAAUAUUUCUCCUCCUAAGAUGAUCUCAGGAGGGGAAUAUAUCUCUCGGGAAGAACCUAAAAAAGCUGCUGCUGUGUUUCCUAACACCUUCUCGUCACCAGCGGCCACUGACUUUUUAAAUCAAAACAAUGGUACAUCUGCAGCCAUGAAGUUCGAAAAGCCGAGCAGCUCUACUUUUGGAGUAUCAGAGGCUUUUGGAAAGCCAACUGAAACAAAGAAAAAUGAUGGCAACAGCGCUUCUGGAGCUGAGUCAAAUACCUCAGCUGAAUCGGUCCUCAACGGCUCUCUUGGUUCAAAACCUUUAUUCUCAUCUAGCAUUUCGAAUAUACCUUCCAAUAAUUCUGUGAGUGAGGUGCCAUGCUCUGUGCAAUCUUUUGCUGCUACUCCGACUGCGCCGAGUGUAUUUGGCAAGACUCCGACUGCCUCGAGUGUAUUUGGAAAGUUGCCUGCUAAUACUAGUAACGACAGCAGUUCUGGCAACAACUUAGAAUCAGCUCCAGCACCUCCUCUCUCUUCUACGUCAUCUCUCAAAUUUGGGGAACCUGCAGCAGCUCCUCUCUCGUCUACGUCACCUUUCAAAUUUGGGGAACCUGCAGCUGCUCCAUUGUCUGCUUCAUCAGUAUCUGCAUCUAGUGCUCAGGUUUCAAAAGAGACUGAAGUAAAAAACCCAACAUUUGGAAAUAUAAGCAGUUUCAAGUUUGGUGGUAUGGCGUCAGCUGAUACGAGCACUGAAAAUACUUUUGCUGCUAAAACCUCAGAUGUUAAAAGCACGCCAGGUUUUACUUUUGGGAGUUCCCCUACUGUGACAGACGCUGGUAAAAUUAGCUUUGGUGGGACAUCGUCUGCGGCUGGUGGCAGCACAGUAAACCCUUCUACUGCAUCUUCUACACCUGGGAGCUCUUCAAGUUUAGUGUUUGGUGUGUCAUCUUCCUCAACCGCAACCCCUGGGACGGAGAGCAGCAAGUUUUCGGGGACUUUUACAGCUGCUACUGGAAGUAAUAUUUUUGGAACUUCGUCUCCUGCAUUUACAAGCUCUGGUAGUAGCGUUUCUGGAGGUGUAGCUGCAAGUACUACAAGCAAUGUUUUUGGAUUCAAUGCUGUUUCAUCAGCUUCUGCUGCUAGCUCCCAAUCUCAGGGCUCAAGUCUUUUCGGUGCUGCAAAUGGUCAGACGGGUACAACAGGUAGCGGAACCACAACUCAAACCCAAAGCGCCCCGUUUCAGUUUGGGUCAUCUGCUUCAGCUCCUUCAUUUGGCUUGUCUGGGAGCAGCACUUCGACGAAUAGUUCCCCGUUUGGAUUGUCAAAGCCGGAAUCUGCAGUGUUUGCUUCCGGUUCAACCCCUCAACUGAGUUCGACAAACAUGUCUUCAAGCUCUAGUGGUACAACGAGCUCUCCCCUGUUUGGGACAAACUGGCAAGCUCCCAAACCUGCUCCAGUCUUCGGUUCCUCAUUCACCACUUCCUCUACUCCAACCUUUUCGUUUGGAGCAUCUUCUGCUGCUACCGGUUCAAGCGCUUCUGCUCCCAGCACCUUUAGUUUCAACUCAUCCGCUCCCACCAUUCCUCAGCAAUCAGUAUUCGGUAACUCAGCCCCCUCCGCGACUCCUCCCUCACCCUUUGGAAACUCAACCCCCUCGUUCGCGUUUGGUGCAACUGCUCCACCAGCAAAUAAUACGAAUGGUUUCAACAAUAGCCAACAAAUGAGCAUGGAGGACAGUAUGGCAGAAGACACAGACCAAGCCAACAAAACAUCCAUGGUACAACAACCAAUGUUUGGACAACAGCCUGUCUCAAUGGCUCAACCAAGCUUUACCUUUGGCGGAGGAGCACCAGCAACACCGCCUCCAACAAUGGCUAACCCGUUCCAGUUUGGAGGCCAGCCGAUUGCAAACACACCACCACAAAACGCAUCACCUUUCCAGGCCUCACAGAGUCUAGAGUUCCAAGGAGGUGGGAGCUUCUCACUGGGCAGCACAGGAGGUGGCGAUAAGUCUGGGCGGAGAAUCUUCAAAGUGAAGAAAAACAACAGAAAGAAGUGAAGCGGUGUAUGGAUCAUGAUCAGUAUACAACUCAUUAAUAGUCUUCGUUUUAUUACUCAGUCAAACUUGGAUUCAGAUGAACAUCGUCUUUUGAUGGAAGAGGUAAAAUGUCAAAAUGUGGUUUUGUUUUUUUUUACGCUUGUCUGUCAUUUUCGUGUUAAGAGUCAGGAUUUGUGGGGUUAAAAAAUGUUGAGAGAGUUAUAAAGUAAGAGUAGUUCUGUCUAAAAACUCGAUUGUACUAGUGUUUUUGUAUCCACAUUCCACACAACUAGUCAAACUUUUUCUUUACGUUUGGG